CUCGAUAGUUAACAGAACGAGAAAACUUCGUUCUCGCGAUUCGCAGCGUGAACAUAUAAAAAAAAUAUAUAAAAAUCAGCAUAAAAACGCAAAGUUAGUCUUCUUUCUAUCGAACAUUUUCUGCACGUUAACGUUAUUUAAAUUAUUUUUUUGUCGAAGACUUAUAGCAAAGAAAUUAAUUUUAGUGGAAUUUAAUUAUAAUAUAGCACAAAUAUGAAUUCUAUAUUUCGACUUGGUAUAAUUUUACUUCUACUUGAGAAAGAAGCCACAAAUAGUCUACGAUUAUCAAAAUUGGUUGUACCAUCAAUAAAAUAUCGUGGAGAAAAUGCACUACUAGAAUGUCAAUAUGAAUUAAAUAAUCGAAGCAGUAGCAAAUUUAAUUCCGGUUAUGAGAAUACAAAUUCUCGUCAUCAUUAUCGACGUAACAACUAUUUGUAUUAUGAUAAUGAGGAGGAUAUGGAUGAAACAUUAUAUUCUGUAAAAUGGUAUAAGGAUGAGGAAGAAUUUUAUCGUUUUGUUCCAAGGGCGAAUACUCCACAGAAUAGUUACAAUUUCGAUGGCAUAAAAGUCGAUCACAAGAGAAGCAAUAGCCACAAAGUCUUUUUAAGAAAUGUUUCACUAAAAAGUUCCGGUCUUUACAAAUGCGAAGUGUCUCUUGAGGGACCGUCAUUUUCAAGUGUACAAGGCGAAAGUUACAUGCUUGUUGUUUAUCUUCCAACUAAUGGACCAUUUAUAAAUGGCGAAGAGCAGACGUAUCAAUCGGGUGACAAAUUGAAUUUAAAUUGCACAUCAGCACGAAGUCAUCCGGCUUCAAAGUUACAAUUUUUUAUCAAUGAUAAUCCGAUAACAAAUCCCAAAUAUAUCAUUCAUUAUCCUGAUACACAUCACAACCAUGGCCUUAUCAGCACUUCCAUUGGUCUCAACAUGCGAAUAUCACCGCAAUAUUUUGAGCAAAAUACAAUGAGUAUUAAGUGUGUUGCGAGCAUAUCGCCCGUCAUAUGGAGUGGAAAUAAGGAAACGAUUAUACAACAGCAAGGCUUGCAGCAAUUUGAGAUACCAUUGCCUUCAAUUGACACAAGAGAAGCGAUGUUUUUAGUGAAAUCUAGCGCAAUUACAAUCAAGUCAAUGAUACAACUUGUCAUCACAUUUCUCUUCCUUCUAAAGUUUACUUAUCGAUGAGACAUGGCUUCAUUUUCAACAUCAAUAAAUAUCAUGAAACUGUAAAUAUUUUUCUGUUGUUUUCUUGUUUUUCAUUAUUUAUCUUAACAAAAUAGCUUGAAUAAUCAUAGACAUUCUUUAAGAGUGCUGCUGAAAGUGUGAUUUGUACGUUAAAAUAUUUGACCGAG
Messenger RNA from Chironomus riparius, 1346 nucleotides. The record is from the annotation of a GenBank genome assembly. Lineage: Eukaryota; Metazoa; Arthropoda; Insecta; Diptera; Chironomidae.